This is a messenger RNA of Cajanus cajan (pigeon pea), 2171 nucleotides long. Its product is annotated as zinc finger CCCH domain-containing protein 34. Lineage: Eukaryota; Viridiplantae; Streptophyta; Magnoliopsida; Fabales; Fabaceae. The record is from RefSeq and is a predicted model, not a curated record. Gene Ontology annotation, molecular function: mRNA binding; metal ion binding.
AUGAACGAAAUCGUUCUCUUUCGGCAUGCGAGUGCCAUCCAUCUUCAUUCUUCACAUUCACAUCAUCUGAGACCGAAAUUGGAACGUCGAUGGAAUCUUGAUCCCUUAUUCUUCCAUAAAUCCCUUUUCACUCUCCCAACAUGGACGAAGAUUCGUUGAAGCGCAGCACCGAUUGCGUUUAUUUUUUGGCCUCUCCACUCACUUGCAAGAAGGGGGCUGAAUGUGAGUAUCGCCACAAUGAGAUUGCGAGGCUAAACCCUAGGGAUUGCUGGUACUGGCUAUCUGGGCAAUGCCUUAAUCCAACGUGUGCUUUUAGACACCCUCCAUUGGAUGGUCAUACUGGAGUGCCAGUGCCAUCUGAACCUACGCCAACUUCAUUACCUGCAAACAAGACAAUGGUUCCCUGUUAUUUUUUCUUCAAUGGAUUUUGCAAUAAAGGUGAUAGAUGCUCAUUUUUGCAUGGGCCUGAAGAUAGCAUUUUUACUGUAAAACCUGUGAAGAAUGACAAUGGAAGCACUAAUGCACUCAACCUAGAAAAUAAAACAUCAUCAGGAAAUAGAACAGGUACAGCGUCAAUACCUAUUGACCAAUCUUUAACUGCUCCAAAGAAUUUGUCUGAUUCUAAGCUUCAGCCUAAGGAAAAUCUUCAGCUACAAUUACCCAAAAAUGUCAAGCAGCAAGGCAAUUGCGUAGAGUUAUCUGCUUUAGAAUAUAAAGAAGCUGCUGUGAGUAGGUCAGACUCUCCGUUUCCAGAUGAUGGCUUUGUUCAUAAUGUAUCUCAUUUAUGCACUGAGCAGAGUUCAGAGGAGCAAGUAAAUAGUCACAUAGAGCCUGAGGAGCGGUGGGAAUCAUCCCCUCAUUCCCCUGGAUUUGAUGUUCUUGUUCAUGAUGAAUUGGAGAACAUGGGUUACGAGGAAGACUCUGAAUAUUUACCAGUGCUUGAUAGGGAUGAGCAAGAGCUGAAUGAGCAGUACUUGGGGUAUGAAUUUAAAGAGCCAGUUGAGUAUGAUACUAUGUGCCCAGAAGCUGAUAUUCUGUAUGAACAGGAAACAUAUGAUGGUUACAGAUGUUUGGAUAGGGAUCUUACUCAUGCUAAUGGAAGAGCAGUUCAUGCUUAUUCCAGAGAUAUAUUCUUAGAUUCUUUAUUGUCCAGGAAAAGGAUUCGGAUGUCAGCUGAGAUGGCUGCUUAUGACCAGAAGUUAGAUCUACGUGACCAUCUGAGGAGACGUAGAGAAAUUAAUGGUCCUCCUGUUACAGGUUUCUUAAGGCAAGAAUCACCUUCUUUGAUGGUUCGAAACCAGGAAAGGCAUCAGAGGCAUGAUAUUGAGCAGCGGCCAAGUAGAAGAUUGACGUCACAAUUGGGAUAUAAUGCCAUAGAUUCGAUUGGAGAGGUUGAAAAUCUUUCAAUUGCUAACAAGCACAAGUUAUUCAGGCCUUCCCAGCAAAAUAGACCAAGGAAGCAUUAUAGAGAAAAACUAACUAAACGGCCGUUUCUUUCAUCUAAAAUAUCCAGGAAACCAGUUUUAAGACAACGGGGAUUUAUUCACGAGUCCACUACAUUUUCAGGACCCAAGACUCUUGCAGAAAUUAAAGAAGAGAAGAAGAAGGCUGAAGAAAGUUUACAUUGUAAAAGCACAUCAACUGAUUUCCAGGAUCCCAAACCUCUGAGUGAAAUUCUCAAGGACAAAAGGACCAUGGAUCAGUGAGACAUGGCAAAACAUGCAACAAUUGAAUUAUGAGAUUAAAGUGACUAAUGAUUUCAAGAGACUAAUAUUUUUACCGGAGAUAAAGGAUAAAUUUGAGUGAUGGCGGUGCUUUUUUUUGCAUCCUUUCCGUGCUAGGUACAAUGACCCCUGUUAUUGCCAUUGGUAGACAAUGAUAAAGUUUUUGUUCGAGUGAGUGGAAGAAGGUUAUGCGGGUCCGAGACGGAUAAGAUAGAUAUUAGACAACCAGUGUUUUGACUAGAAAAUUUAUCUUCUGUAGUUAGUUGAUUCGGACCGAGACGUCUUAAUCUGGAGUGGAUUGCUGAUUUACAUGAAUUUUAUCUGUGAUUUUGGCCUACAUGUUUUUCUGUACAGAGCUGCUUAAAAUACUCCCUGCUAUAUCUUGGUUUGGACAAUGCUUUUGGUAUAUUAUGGUAUUAACUGUCCCAACAUUCUGGAUUUUGACAA